Molecule: messenger RNA, 855 nt
Organism: Teleopsis dalmanni
Lineage: Eukaryota; Metazoa; Arthropoda; Insecta; Diptera; Diopsidae
Product: tyrosine-protein phosphatase corkscrew-like
Exons: 5
Coding region: 1-624 (207 amino acids)
Source: RefSeq, a predicted model, not a curated record
AUGGGGCUUCCAUCAGAGCCAUCAGGUAUGACUGGAAAAUGGUUUCAUCCAACAAUAAGUGGUUUAGAAGCUGAGAAAUUAUUACAAGAGCAGGGUUUUGACGGUUCAUUUUUGGCUCGUCUGUCAUCAUCGAAUCCAGGAGCAUUUACAUUAUCAGUGCGUCGUGGUCAGGAGGUUACUCAUAUUAAAAUUCAAAAUAAUGGCGAUUUUUUUGAUCUUUAUGGAGGUGAAAAAUUUGCGACACUUCCCGAAUUAGUUCACUAUUAUAUGGAGAAUGGAGAGCUAAAAGAAAAAAAUGGACAAGUGAUUGAAUUAAAACAACCUCUUAUUUGUGCGGAACCAACAACUGAAAGAUGGUUUCAUGGGAAUCUUUCGGGAAAAGAGGCUGAAAAAUUGAUAUUGGAACGUGGAAAGAAUGGUUCUUUUCUUGUGCGUGAAUCUCAAAGUAAGCCCGGUGAUUUUGUGCUUUCGGUUCGUGCUGAUGAUAAAGUGACUCAUGUCAUGAUACGAUGGCAGAAGAGCUUAGACAGCAAUGUGCGUCAUCGAAGGGGAGCUUCACACGAACUAAGAACAUUAUUGAUGCGUCAACUAACUUGUCUCCUACUGAACUUGAGUGCAGACUAGGUAUGGUUGAAUCAUAUUAUAAACAAGCCGUGUAUUAUCAAGGUCAAAUUGGCAAUUACAUUCGACUAAAUGCACAAACAGUUCCUGACCGCUAUCCCAUUCCACACAUGCAAGAUUUCACGCAUUCUCGAAAUGGAAAACGAAUUUUUACAACAUUAGAUUUGUGGCUGUUGUUGAUAUGUAAUCAUAGUAAACUCAGUUACAAUUUGAAUGAUAUUGACAACAUCAAAA